AUUUGCCAUUCCACCAGCCAGCGAACACCGCUUCGAAACCCUGAACGCAUAUCACCCGCCUCAGCGCCCAUCGCAUUCUACCAGUUCUCUCCUCCUGAACUCUGCUGUUUUGAGGGUCUAUCUUUUGGAACAAUGUCUGCAGCGGUUGCUAAGCCCAGCACGAAGCUGCUCCAGAACUUGGUAGCCUCGAAGACUGUGGCGGAGUCCUCCCUUCACGUAAAGACUCCUAAAGAGUGGCAUAUUUACGGUUUUCCCAUUCUGCCGCUGUAUGCCGUCUGGUUCUAUGUCUACUUCAUUGCCUACGAGCGCUUCUUCUCCGGUCCUGAGGUCGGAAGGCUCCUGUUUAUCCUGGUCGGCGCCAUCCACUCCUUGGCCUUCCUUGUCUGCCAAUGGAGCGUGAAAGCCGCCGCACGUCUAACCUGCAAAAAGGUCACCUCUGUUCACAACGCUGAGAUCAUCAAAAUCAUCCCAACUGCUCAUAACGGCGCGGGAGCACUUUGCGACAUCAAGCGUGUCGAGGACCCGAAGACACACAAGAAGUUGUUAUACUUCUUUUUCCAACAACGCAAGUUCGUGUACAACGAUGAAACUGGAUUAUUCGAGAAGCUGGCUUACCCGACCGAUGAGCCGCGUACGAUCGAGCAUUUCAGUAAGCUUCGCGGUCUCCCGUCGGAGGUCGAUAUUGCAGCCGCCAAUGAGAGAUAUGGUGCCAAUAAAUUCGACAUCCCGAUUCCCACGUUCCAGGAGUUGUUCAAGGAGCACAUGAUGGCACCUUUCUUUGUGUUCCAGCUCUUUUGUGUGGCUUUAUGGUUCCUUGACGACAUGUGGUACUAUUCGCUGUUCACUCUGGCAAUGUUGUUUGUCUUCGAAUCGACGGUCGUUCUCCAGCGCUUGAGGAACUUGCAGGAGUUCCGUUCCAUGUCCAUCAAACCAUAUCCCAUCCAUGUGUAUCGGGCAGGGAGAUGGCAUCUCAUUCAAACAGACCGCCUACUACCCGGAGACAUCGUAUCUAUUGUUCGGCAAAAGGAUGAGUCACCCGUGGCUGCUGAUAUGAUUCUACUCAAUGGAUCGUGCAUAGCCAAUGAGGCCAUGUUGUCUGGAGAGUCUACACCGCAGUUGAAAGAGCCGAUCACUUCCCGCGAAAGUGAUGACAUCUUCAACCACGUGGAGGACAAAAACAACUUGCUGUACGGAGGAACAAAGGUUCUCCAGGUCACGGGCGCAAAGGAAGAAGGGGGCAUCCCAAUCCCGCCUGACAACGGAGCUCUCGCUUAUGUCGUACGAACUGGCUUUGCCACGCAGCAGGGAAAGCUUGUGCAGACAAUUAUCUACAGUACGGAGCGCAUAACCGCCAACAACCUCGAAUCCUUACUAUUCAUCGUCUUUCUCCUUGUCUUUGCCAUUGCCGCAUCGGCGUACGUUUGGAUUGAAGGCACGAAGAACGAAGAGCGCAACCGCAACAAGGUUCUAUUGGACUGUAUUCUCAUCAUUACCGCCGUGGUUCCUCCGGAACUGCCUAUGGAACUGUCGCUUGCCGUCAACAACUCAUUGAUCGGACUGGCAAAGUCGUACAUCUAUUGCACGGAGCCCUUCCGCAUUCCAUUCGCAGGGAAAAUUGACGUCGCUUGCUUCGAUAAAACCGGGACUUUGACCGCCGAGAAUUUGAUUGUCGAGGGAGUGACGGGACUGGACCCUAACAACGUUGACCAAUUGUUGAAGCCCAAUGCGCUUCCCGAAAGGACGACCCAAACCCUUGCAGCUGCGCACGCUUUAGUCAUGUUGGAUGAUGGGAUCAUUGGAGAUCCCAUGGAGAAGAACACACUUGAGAGCGUUCAGUGGGAUCUGACUAAGGGCGACAUCCUGCAUCCGAAGGCGGAAGCCCGGAUCGGGGGGAUCGGGGGCAAAAACUCCCUGCGGAUCCUGCGACGUUUCCACUUCUCAUCCGCUCUGAAACGCAUGUCCACGUUGUCCGCCCGUAACGAAGAUGGCAAAGAGAAGAUCUUUGUCGCAGUUAAAGGUGCACCGGAAACGAUCAAAGAUAUGCUCGUGUCUGUUCCCAAAGGCUACGACGAGCAUUACAAAACGUGGGCAAGGCGCGGAAAGCGUGUCUUAGCACUCGGAUACAAAGUCGUCGACCCGAAAGGCUCUGUCGAAUCGGUUGCCCGCGAUCUGCACCGUGACCAAGCGGAAAGUGCUCUCCACUUUGUCGGUUUCCUGGUCUUCGGCUGUCCCCUGAAGGAUGACGCCGUCAAGGCCGUCAGGAUGCUCAACAAGUCUUCCCAUAGAACCGUGAUGAUCACGGGUGACAACGCCCUGACAGCAUGUCACGUCGCCCACCAAGUCGAAAUUGUCAAGAAUGAAGUGCUUAUUGCAGACGUUUGGGAGAACGGCAAGCUUGCGUGGCGGUCUAUCGAUGAGAAGACCGAGUUGGAGCCCCGAUUGGAGCAGACAGCUUUCGACUCUCGUCUGGAAGAGUACGAUCUUUGCUGUACCGGCAAAGCCCUGGAGCAGCUUCUAGGAUCUCCCGCCUUUGCAUCGCUUUUGCCCCGGUUGUGGGUGUACGCCCGUGUCUCCCCAGGCCAGAAGGAGACGAUUCUCACCGAGCUCAAGCAGGCUGGUUACACGACCCUCAUGUGCGGAGACGGUACCAACGAUGUAGGGGCUCUGAAGCAAGCGCACGUUGGUAUCGCGCUGCUAGAUGGCAAAGCCGAAGACAUCGAAAAGAUGAACAACAAGAUGAAAGCCAUGCGACAGAAGGCUAUCUUGGAGCAGCAGGCCAAGCUGCGGGAGAAGUGGGGGUUGCCGCCAGUGGACGGCCAACCUGGACAGUCAAAGCAACAGGUUACAAACGGUCCUAGCGCGCCGGGCUCAUCAGGGUCACCGGGGUCCGUCACGGCCGCUGGAGCAAACGCGACCAAACCCAAGAAACCGCCAGGAUUGCAGGAUACCUUGUCGGCCGCUAUGGAAGCAAUGGACGACCAAGAGGGCGAUGUCCCCAAGAUCAAAUUCGGCGAUGCCUCCGUCGCCGCUCCAUUCACGUCCAAGAUCUCCUCCGUCAUGAGCGUCGUCAACAUCGUUCGUCAAGGCCGUGCCACACUGGUCGCCAUGGUUCAAAUGUACAAGAUCCUCGCCCUGAACUGUCUCAUUUCCGCCUUCUCCAUGUCCGUCCUAUACCUAGCCGGCAUCAAGCAAGGCGAUUGGCAAGCCACCAUUGGGGGCAUGAUGAUCACUGCCUGCUUCUUCGGUAUCGCAAAGUCGACCGCUUUGGAGGAGCUUUCCCGCCAACGUCCCCAAUCGAACGUGUUCAACCACUACGUCAUCAUCUCCGUGCUGGGCCAAGUCAGCUGUCACGUCGCUUCGCUGAUGUACAUCCAGCAACAGGCCGCGUACUACUCUGACGAUCUUGACGAGGAAAUCAAGCUCGACGCUGAGUUCCAGCCGAACCUGCUGAACAGUGGUGUCUACCUCGUCUCGCUCAUCAUGCAGAUCUCGACGUUUGCCAUCAACUACCAAGGACUACCUUUCCGUGAGAGUAUCCGGAAUAACAAGGCUUUGUACAACAGUCUCAUGAUUGUGGGAGGCAUUGCGAUUGCGGCCGCGACUGAGGUUUCCGAUGAGCUGAACGAGUGGAUGCAGCUGGUGCCGUUCCCUGAUAAGUUCCGGACAAAACUCGUCAUCACGAUGGCACUUGAUUUCUUCGGCGCAUGGGUCGUCGAGCAGAUCUGCAACUACUUCUUCUCGGAUAGCAAGCCGAAAAUGAGCUUGUUCCCGCGAGGAAAUCAGUAGACAGGGCCCAAAAGAAGCAGAUCGCUAUAACCUAGACAUAUACACGUACCGCCGAUUUCUCUUCCAUUGUUAAAUAGUACUACUUUCUAUUUAUGUUUGGCGACUCUAUCUAGUGCAACUUCAAUUGAAAU
Molecule: messenger RNA, 3917 nt
Organism: Fimicolochytrium jonesii
Lineage: Eukaryota; Fungi; Chytridiomycota; Chytridiomycetes; Spizellomycetales; Powellomycetaceae
Exons: 7
Coding region: 133-3786 (1217 amino acids)
Biological process (GO): intracellular calcium ion homeostasis
Cellular component (GO): endoplasmic reticulum membrane
Molecular function (GO): P-type ion transporter activity; ATP hydrolysis activity; ATP binding
Source: RefSeq, a predicted model, not a curated record